UCCCAAAUGGUGCUGGGGCGUUGUUUAAUAUUCUCCAGCCUCUGUAAGGUUAGAUAAGCCUGCUUGUUGAACAAGGGGAACCGUUGGGUCGGCGGAAUGCAACAGCAACCUGUGACCUUUGUCAUGCGUGUGAUCAUUGAUAUCCCUUUCAACUUUCUGUUACUUAAUUGUUGAGGGCAGCGAUUCUUGACAUCGGCAGCAUGUCGUACAAUUUUCAUUAAGCCAUUAAACCACCACAACCCUUACAAGAUAACGACAAUCUGUGUCUUAUAUAUAAUUUCAUGGAGUCGGAUCAAGAUGUUGUCUCUGCUCUUUUCUGGAAUAACACUACAUCUGUAGCGAUCGCUACACUGAUAUCCUAUGAAUACAUCCUGCAGUUCGACAAAGAGGUCAAGUUUGUCUGGGAACGACAGUGGUCACUGAUGACAUAUCUCUACCUUGCUGUUCGAUAUCUUGGUCUUUUCCUUGCAUUGGUUUGCGCGUUCUGGGGAGGUCUAUUGUAUAUGCCUGAACGAGUGAGCUAUGUUCUUGCUCUUUUAAUGGAAUGGGGUUUUUCGGCAUAUUUUUGCUUGGCGGAAGUCAUUCUCAUCUGCCGACUUUACGCCCUAUCCAACCAAUCCAGGGUCAUACUUUAUGUUCUACUGGGAUUGUUCAUACCUAUCGUGGCGCUCUCGAUAGGGAUGGAUGUAUUCUUAUAUAGUCGACCCGCAGCGUUCUCGGUGAAAGAAAUAAUAACUCCGCAAGCCAAGUACUGCACGUCUUCCUUCAACAUGGGGCCUAUGCCUGCGAUCUAUGCCUCCAUCCCCAUCUUAAUCUAUGACAUUUUUCUAGUUGUUCUCGCGGUAACCAUCCUCGUGAAACACCUUAAAGAACGAAGAGAAAUCAGAAUGAGGCCUAACAUCUAUGUCUUAAUGAUCGUUCGAUAUCACAUCAUAUACUUCGUCCUGAAUUUGACAAACCAAAUCUUAUUGGCAGUAUUAUGGGCCAACAUCCCGACGGCAGCGAUGAGUCUCUCACAGAUGUUCAUCGAUACCGCGCCAUUUAUUAUCGCACCCCGUCUAAUCAUCAGCAUUUGGGAUAUGCAUGUCGACGAAGAGUGCGUACGUAUCAGUACGGCGUUCGCUGAUUGUGUAUGUUGGACUUCGCCACCGCCAUUCGAGCAGCACGAGAUGGACUCCCAUGCAUGAUUGUUCCAACCAGGAUGGGGAAAUUGUGAUUUGCCCAGGAGGUACGAAUCAUUGUCAUGUUGGCAAGCAGGCAAAUCAGUA
This is a messenger RNA of Suillus paluster, 1268 nucleotides long. RefSeq lists its product as uncharacterized. The transcript has 14 exons. Bases 282 to 1187 code for a protein of 301 amino acids. Lineage: Eukaryota; Fungi; Basidiomycota; Agaricomycetes; Boletales; Suillaceae. The record is from RefSeq and is a predicted model, not a curated record.